This is a messenger RNA of Alternaria rosae, 1965 nucleotides long. Its product is annotated as Rox3 mediator complex subunit-domain-containing protein. The transcript has a single exon. Gene Ontology annotation, molecular function: transcription coregulator activity. Gene Ontology annotation, biological process: regulation of transcription by RNA polymerase II. Lineage: Eukaryota; Fungi; Ascomycota; Dothideomycetes; Pleosporales; Pleosporaceae. The record is from RefSeq and is a predicted model, not a curated record. Bases 279 to 1478 code for a protein of 399 amino acids. Gene Ontology annotation, cellular component: mediator complex.
UCUCCUUCACAUCUUCGCACCUCCAGCCGCCCACCACCCUCCUGCGCAUCCCGCCACGCCCACGCCGCCGCCCAUCACCCAAAGCCGAUCAUCGCCAUCGCCGCCGUCCGCUCUCUUCGCAUGCGCACCAUCGAGUAGCGCGCCCACCUUGCUGCCGCGGUCGACCCGCGCGGAGGACGCCAAGCGCUUCAGUACGAGCCCUCCUCUCACCCACCGCUGCACGCUCCACGCACGCCUACGAGCUUUCCACUCUCGCUCCACCCCCGAAGACGGCCUCUAUGUCGGAUCACAGCGCAAAACGGCAACGUUUGGACUCGAUAGGAAGAUUCUCACCCGCCAGCCCGCCCUUUGACGUCGCUGCCAAGGCGAGCGGCCAGACGACAAAGACGCUCAUUCACCCUCGAACGCCCACCUCGCCACCCUACUCGAUGAAUUCGCAAUCCAAUGGAGGCUUCCCCACGACCAAAUCCGCCGUGUCGGACCGCUCACCGCAAUCCUCCCUGCCCAUGUCCAACUCGCUCUCCCAGUCGGCAACAUCGGCAUCCACCCAGCACCCCUUCCCGACCCCCGCGAGCACUGCCGGCUUCAUGUCGAGCGCUAAUAUCGACAGCGAUGGCGAUGCGACGAUGGAAGAGAGCGCAGACGAUGACAUUACGCGGUUGCGUCACCACAGGCUGUCCAACCACAACCGGCAAGCGGAAUCGCCAUACACCGAAGACGGCCGACUCAAAGCUGCCCAAGGCAUUAGCGGCAGCCAAUUGUUCAAACUCAGCAACGAGAAGAUAGAGAUAUCACGGCCGCACCCCUCGCAAAAUUUCAUCUCACUCUACAGGCUCAACCCGCUCGCCAGCUCUGUAGCUCGCAAUGACCCGGUAACAGGCGAGAAGAUUAACAAGCUUCGCAAGUCCUACGAGGGUCAUAUCAAGCAGAUGCAAAUCGCCGGCAAGCCAAAGGCGACUAAGAUGGACGGCGUUUUCCGGGAUCUGCUGCUAAUGCCCGAAGAAAUUUGGCAGUCGCAACAUGUACAGAACAGAGAGCCCGAGAAGCAGGGAUUGACAUCAGACGGCACAGCGUUGAGUUCAAACCUCAGCAGACUUCUCGACGACGCCUUCGCCGGCACAGCUCCUGGACCUCUCCCCAGCGCAGAUGCUGCCAAAUACAAGGCCUAUCUCGGCACAGACGAUGCCGUAAAACCCAAACCACAAGACAUACCACCACAGCGGGCAACAUCCUUCACAUCCUCUGCGCCAACACCGACCAACCACAUGAACAGGGGUGCCGUAAGGCCAGAGCGGUCGAGCUCAAAGCGCGGCUACACAGACGCUGCAUUCCAAGGCUACGGCGAAGGUUUUGGAGACGACUAUGCAGACUCGACCGGAGGUGAAGACACACCAGGCGGGAACAUGGCGAACAAGCGACGAAAGCUCCAAUUUGAACGAACAUCACACUCGGUCGAAGUAGGCGGCGCACGACGAUAGCGACGUCAGUCUUUUCUUUCGCACAUAUCAACUUAGCAGCAUCAGGGUUACGGAUCUCUCUCCACAAUCGGCGUUUAACGGAAAAUUCGGUCACGAAAGCAACGGCGACAUUGAGCUCGACUGAACAUGCUUCUCUACACCAACCCUCCCUACAACAAACUAUUCUUUAUUGGCAUAAUGCGCGGCAGGAGUGAAGCGAGCGAUCGAGCGAAUUGGGAUAUGACGACCACGACAUUCCUAUACCUCUCCUAUAUACGAGGAACCAGAUUGGGGCGCCAGGACGUUUUGAGUUUGUGUCUUUUUUUGUUCGUGUGUCUGCGCGCGCGCGAGUUCUGUCUCGAAGAAAGAAGGGGAGUCUUUUAUUUUCCACUACAAAUCUUUCGAAGUGUGCAUAUUUGGGCAGGCAGAUCCCUCAUGAUACCCUUAGGAUACCACGCAGCAUAUGUGGAUACCUAUAUAAAACGAAUCGAAUCGUAAAGUAUAAAAU